GGGGAUCUGUUUUGUUGCACAAACGUGUAAACAUGACUCCCCCGAGAGGUAGUAACAUUUAUUUGUCCAGCCAUAACGCGCAUGUCUACCGCUGAGUAUUGUGGGUGUCAGUAAGGAAGUAAAAUGGCGGACCUGGCAAACGAAGAGAAGCAUGCCAUAGCCCCACCAGUGUUUGUGUUCCAGAAAGAUAAAGCUCAGAAGAGAUCAGUAGAAGGGUCCAGUGCGGAGGAUGGAGAAGACUCUGAUAAAGAUGAGAGUAGUUACUGUCCCCCGGCCAAGAGGGAAAGGACAUCGUCACUAACACAGUUCCCACCCGCACAUUCAGUUUCUAAGAACAAUGUGUUCAUGCCAUCCAGUUUCUGUCAGUCCCCGACAGGAAAUAAUCAUUCAGAUUCAGAACCUGAGGAGAAAACGGUUGGGUUUCGCCUGAAGCCUCCCACCCUGAUCCAUGGACAGGCUCCUAGUGCAGGUGUCCCGAGCCAGAAACCCAAGGAGCAGCAGCGCAGUGUACUACGACCAGCAGUACUGCAGGCCCCUCUGACCACCAAAUCACUAACCCAGACCGGGUUGAACAGUGGUACAAAUGGAGUGGACAGGUCAUCAGAGGGUCUACCAGUUACCCAGAACGACACAGAGAAUUGUGAUGACACGACCACGUCACAGGUUGAGCAAAGCAGUGAACAGAAAGGCUCUACAUCAGCAGAAUCAGGGGAAACCAAUUAUUUCCUACAAUACAGAAGCACUCCCAGCUUACAGAAGGCUGAGAACAAGGCUGAUGACGGGGAUAAGUUUGUGUUUGGACAGAACAUGUCGGAUCGUGUCCUGAGUCCGUUGAAAUGUGAACAAGCUGCCAAGGGCAACAGAGAUCCCCCCACCGCCCCGCCCUGUGAGCUCCCGUCAAAAGACAGCAGCCCUGAUAAAGAUAACAAUGUGACAGAGUCUUUGGAGGAGUCGGCGGCGGCCUACACCAAAGCCACAGCCAAGAGGUGUUUGUUAGAGAAAGUAGAGGUCAGAACUGGAGAGGAGUCGGAGAGUAACGUUCUUCAGGUCCAGUGCAAGUUAUUUGUGUUUGACAAAGCUUCCCAGUCUUGGGUUGAGAGAGGCAGAGGACUGCUAAGGCUCAAUGAUAUGGCUUCCACAGAGGAGGGAUCGUUACAGUCCAGGCUGGUGAUGAGGACCCAGGGCAGUUUGCGUCUGAUCCUCAACACCAAACUGUGGCCUCAAAUGCAGACGGACAAGGCCAGCGAGAAGAGUGUCCGCAUCACAGCCAUGGACACUGAGGACCAGGGGGUCAAGGUCUUCCUCAUAUCGGCAAGCUCUAAGGACACAGGGCAGCUGUACGCAGCGCUGCACCAUCGUAUUCUGGCCCUGCGGAGCCGCUCAGACCAAGAGCCAGAGCCCAGGGUCCCCAUCCCAGAUGGCCACAUCCCUCAUCCCCAGUCUAACGGGGAGGAUAGUGAUGAGGACGAACCGCUCACACCCACUGCCAACACUACAGAGGGUCCAGAGGCCCAGUCCUGCGGGAGUGGGAGUGGGUCUUCAUAGCACCUGCCCCCCUUCAUCGGCUCACGCACUGCAGUCAGGAACACCUUACAGACCCCUCCAUGGACACCUCAGGCUAGCAUCUCCCCAGUGGUCUGAGGUCACAGUGGAGCGCCAGGAAGUAUCCUAUGCAGGUGUUACUAAGUUAACUCUGCAGUUCACACUCUGGAUUCACAGUUUAUCUGGGAUGGAUGGUCGUUUUUGUUUAGUAUUUGUCUUCUUUUUUUUUUACCUCUAGAACUGGAUUUGGGGGGGAGGGGGUGUUGUGAAUUGGAUGCUCAUCAUAUUGAUGAGUCUGAGUGAAUGAGAAAGCAGUUUUCUUCUCUAGCUGAUAUAAGUACAUUCUAAAUAGUUUGCUGUUAAAAGUGGGACUUUAGCCACCUUGCAAAAGAACAGACCUCAGGCACUUCAGUGGGGCUUGUAUUUUGUUCAGCGAGGUAAAGAUUGAGUUGCCUAGCAAAUAUGUUUAUAAAGUUUUUUUUUUUUCACAGAGUUUUGUCAUUGUAGAGUGUCUCUUACUUCAAGUUGUAUUUUUCUAAGGCAAAAUGCUUGCACACACUCUAGCUAGGAUUAGUCCGUCAAUACCACCUCUGGCCACUGUUAGUUUUUAGUCUGUCGUCCACAUUGUCAUUUAUUUUUUUACCACAAAUCGGUUGAAUUUAAUAUCCCUUGUGCAAACACCUGCUUUGAUGUUCGUAGCCAUAAAAUAUUGAAUUAAACAGUGGGAUUUACCUGUGUUCAUGAUUAUUAUUAUUACUGGUACAUUAUGUUUUUAUUGAUAGUUAAUAUUAUGGACUUUGCUUUUGAAAUUCAUGCGAAAAUGAACUAAUUCUGUAAAUAAGAAAGCUUGUUGGAUUUGUUUGCACCAUGACCCCAAAGUUUACCCUGAAUAUAGCCGUUAGAUUUGUUUGUUUCAAAUAUAUAAACAUUUUUUAGAUAGAUCAGAUAAAUAUAUAUGUUCUCAAAUAUAUAUAGUGGUUUACAAUUAUGUAAUUCGUUUUAAAUAAGUUCCAAUCACAAGGCUUUGUGUACAACAUCCACGAUCUCAGAAUCAUAUAAGACCAUUGCAACAACAACAAAAUCCCUAUUUUUUUCAUGCGAUCAGAAAGGCCCAUAUGAUCACUUUUAGGUUAGGGUGUAUCUAGCAUGUCAUUAUUUGCAUCUGUCCUAAACUUGUUUGACAUCAAAACCCUACAAAAUGCACAUAUACUCUCAGAACAGCGAAUGCUGCCAUUUUAUUAAAAGAGCUAUAGACAUUGGAACAGGUGGUACUACGCACACAGGGUACAGUAUUUUUCACCAAUAGUCUGGUGCUGAGCCCUCUAUUUAUUCCUUUGUUAAAUAGAUGGCUCUGGUCUGGUGUAUUUAAAACAAACAGCCCUUAAAGAGACAUAGAUGAAUAAUGUAAUAUUUUCUUCAGUGAAGUGUAGUUCCUCUUGUUUCAAGCCUUUUUCUUCCUCAUCGUUGGAAUGAGUAAUAUUUCUAAGUUGUAUUAUAGCGUUCUACUUUUUCAUUUACUACAAGCCUUUGAUGUAAAAAAAAAUAUUUUAACUAACAAAAAGUAUACUAAGAAAAGUUUGAAACAAAAAAAAACAGGCAUGUAGACAUAUUAUUGGUUAAAAUGUAUAAAUCCUGUAAUGUAUAUUAUUGAAUAAGCAGCCUUUAAAGGAAUAAUCCACUCAAACUUUAUUUAGGUAAUUGUCAUUUUACUGUUGAUAAUGAAACAAAUUCCAAAAUAUAGUUUGAGUAGAUUACUCCUUUUAAGUGUAAAAAAAGGACAACUCCUUAUUUAGUACUCUUCUUCACUGCAGUCUAUAGAAACCUCACCGUGUAAUGUGCUCCGUAAAAUUGUGUUCUCUCCAUUUUUCACAUUCUGCUUGUGUAGCUACAAACAGGACUAUUCCUAAUGGCCCAGUUUUUAAAAAGUUAUCUGGGUUUCGCCUAUCAGAUAAGAAUAGAAUGAAUAGAACGGAAGUCCCCAUUCAAGUCAAUGUUUUGUCCAUUCUAUUCAUUCUAUUUCUAUGCAUUUAAUCCUAUCCGAUAGGUAAAAUCUAGAUAACUUCAAAAGAAACUGGGCCCUGGACAUGAAUGUAUGGCAACUUGUCUCUAUAUAAAGGGCCAGGGACUGACAUUCUUCAGCACUUUUCCUUCUCUGUGAUAUUUCUCCCAUCAAUAUGAAUUGUUUUAAUGUUCGUAAAUGCACAUGAACUGAGGCUGUCCAUUGAUUAAUUGGCAAAGGUGGUUGAUAAUGAAGUGUUGAAUGUUGUUUACAUUGGGGUUGUUGAUGGUUAUUUGUUGGGGAGUGACUGUAAGACCGAUAUACACUUUUGUUCAUGUUAUAUUUUUGUUGCUGAAAUUUCUGUCAUGUCUGCUAUAGUUCCCUUAAAACAUCUACCUGUU
Messenger RNA from Oncorhynchus keta (chum salmon), 3942 nucleotides. RefSeq names its product ran-binding protein 3-like. The coding region runs from base 124 to 1545 and encodes 473 amino acids. NCBI's taxonomy places the organism in Eukaryota, Metazoa, Chordata, Actinopteri, Salmoniformes, Salmonidae. The transcript has 16 exons. Gene Ontology annotation, cellular component: cytoplasm; nuclear pore. Gene Ontology annotation, biological process: protein export from nucleus. Gene Ontology annotation, molecular function: GTPase activator activity. The record is from RefSeq and is a predicted model, not a curated record.